GAUUAAUCACAUGAUACUGACAUGCUUUUGAGGGACAUCAUCUGCAACGGUGUUUAUGCAGCAGAAUGAGUUCAGAGGGAGAAAAGAAAGAAUAUUUGUUCAAGGUUCUAGUUAUUGGUGAUCUUGGCGUAGGAAAGACGAGCAUCAUCAAAAGAUAUGUGCAUCAGUUCUUCUCAGUGCAUUAUAGGGCUACCAUUGGUGUUGACUUUGCUCUUAAAGUCAUUAACUGGGAUGAAGAUACACUUAUCCGUUUACAACUCUGGGAUAUAGCAGGUCAAGAAAGAUUUGGAAAUAUGACAAGAGUGUAUUAUAAAGAAGCUGUUGGGGCAUUCAUUGUAUUUGAUGUUACAAGAGCAUCAACAUUUGAAGCCGUACAGAAAUGGAAGAAUGAUCUUGAUAACAAAGUCACGUUACCAACAGGAGAACCUGUACCGGCUGUUUUAUUAGCAAACAAGUGUGACCAAGCUAAAGAGGGAUUAGUCAAUAACAGCAGUCAAAUGGAUGAGUAUUGUUCAGAUAAAGGAUUUAUAGGCUGGUUUGAAACCUCUGCAAAGGAAGAUAUAAAUGUUGGUGAAGCUGCGUCAUUCCUUGUUUCCAAGAUUUUAGCAAAUGAAAAAGCUCAUAAUUUCGAUGACAUCCCUAAAGAUCCUGAAUCCAUUACACUCCCUGACACGACAUCUGGUGCAAUGAACAAACAAGGAAUGAGAUCUGGUCAAAUGGAACCACAAAAAAGUGGAUGCUGUUAAUAACAACAGAAUUGAUUGAUAGGUUUUUAAUUUCUUACCAAGUAAGAAAGUUAAGCUAUAGAACUAAUUAUCACUUAUUCUUUUUCAUUCACUAAGUUCAUGGAUAUUUUUAAUAAUCAGAUUUCCCUCCAAUCUUAGUCGAGGAUCUUUUCAUAUAAGAAUUUAAAUAAAUAUAGUAGCAGUAGAAAUAAUUUUGGGGGCUUUAAUUAUUAGCACAUUGGGGAGGGGGGAUUGGCAAAAUCACAUAUAAAGCUUUACAAACAUAACCCAACCCCCUCCAUGGUAGGAGCAACAACUUCAUAACCCCCUCAUCAUCCUGCAAUAAUUCUCAACCCCCCUCAGUAUGUGGUAACCCCCCUCUAAACACUUUCGCAAAAUAAUGUAACCCCUCUACAAUUUUGCCGACCCCACAUGCUAAUAAACCAAAGCCCCCUUGGCCUAAGCUAGAGGUUGAAUUUUUUUUUUUUUGCUUUUAAUCCCAUUUAAUUACCAUUAUUAUUAAUGUAAGUGUACACAAUGAUAGGAAAUUACCAAAAAGAAAGAACAGCUAGAAAGAGAUAGCUGCCUGUUGAGUAGGCUAGAAUGGCUUCAGAGAGUUUCUUCUUCCAGCCUAAGAAAUUUUGUAUUAUAAUUUAUUAAUUCAUUACAAUAUUCUUCAUGUAGGAGUUGAAUUCCAGUGCACCCCAAGAUUUAUUGUGGUAAUAAUUAUUAAGAAUUAUAUAGUAGAGUAUAAAUAUAUAGAUUAGCAAGUAAAGCACUGCUUUGCCUAACCUCCUUUGGAAUGGAAUCUCAAUUGGUAGAUUUAUGUAUGAUUUAUGUGUACCACAUGAGAAAAAGAAUGGCAGAAAGAAACACAGCUCUUGUAAUGUACGACAUGGUGCAUUUAGUCCAAUAAUUCUGGCAAUACUGGUAGUUGAAGUUUGCAUUAGUGAACUUAUCCUUAAUGUUUCUGUUUAACCAUCUGCUUUGAAGUCUGAAGCUCUUUUACUCUGACAAAGGACUAGCGUCCGAAAYGUCAGUAAGUUUUUUCAUCUUUUCACGGUGUAUAACUUACCUUUUCAUCAUUACUGCUUUGAAGUCCAUUUUCGUUUUUGAACGCUACUACAAAUUGCAGUAUCUUUUACAUUGCUACUACAGAUGCAUGCUGCUCAAAUGUGAUCAUGUAGUACACGAAAAUCUCAUGAUCACAAAUCUACUGCCGUGAGAUGUGUUCCAACAGAUGUAAUACCACGUAUUGUAUGAAAUAUUUCAACAGUUAUGAGGCACUGUAAUUAGAUAUUAGUUUUGUACCCAUUACAUCAUUUGUUCUGAAAAGUGAUUAGCAAUGACGUGAGAAAAAUUUAUUUUAAUUUUGACAAACAUGUCAUUUAUUUUUAAAACCAAUCAUUACUAUUUAUUGUUGAAGUGCGAACAGCAAAACUUGAGGUCUUGUUUGCUGACUAGCAUUUCGAUGAACAUCAAUUAAAGAACUAAAAUAAUAAAACACUAUAGUUUUAGGGAGAUUUUAAACUCCAUUUUACAGUUCCGUUCCAAGCCGAGGCUGGAGUUUCCGCGCAUCAAAAAAGUAUAGUUUUGCUAUGCGUGGAAACUGCAGCCUCGACUUGCAACUAUUAUUCGUGGUCACUGAAUGGAACUGUAAAAUGGAGUAUUAAAGAUUUUAAAGGAUUUGAGGAAUUUAAUACAUGUAUCUUUAAUGUAGUCAAAAAUCUCCUUCAAAAUAUUAAUUUUUUGGAAUUUAUGUUCCUUGAAAGACGGCCUUCGAAAUGCAAGUCAGCAAACAAGACAUUUAGCUUUGCGGGCCGUACUUCAACAACAAUGGUAGUAAGCCUGGUUUUCACUUGCAAUGGGGUGGAAGUCCAAAUCAUUCCACACAUAAAACUGUGAAAGAAACCCCUCAUAAUUGUAAGCACAAGCCAGGAAAAAGUGAUUCUUCCAACUCAAAUUGUUAUUUAGACAAUGGAAAAUACAAUUGUAAAAAUAUAAAUAAAAAAACGUUUAAAUCAAA
Messenger RNA from Actinia tenebrosa (Australian red waratah sea anemone), 2751 nucleotides. Its product is annotated as ras-related protein Rab-38. The record is from RefSeq and is a predicted model, not a curated record. Gene Ontology annotation, biological process: phagosome-lysosome fusion; endosome to lysosome transport. Lineage: Eukaryota; Metazoa; Cnidaria; Anthozoa; Actiniaria; Actiniidae. Gene Ontology annotation, molecular function: GTPase activity; GTP binding. Gene Ontology annotation, cellular component: late endosome; trans-Golgi network; lysosome.